UAUUUUGAGAAAUCAGCGGAUCAGGCAGGAUGUGCGCACACUCCGAAAAUCGGCUUUUUUCUAAAAAAUCGGGUGGUUUUGUGUAGAUAAAAAGACGUUGAUAGGGAAAUAAAAUCCUGCAGACAACGAUAUCUUCUGGAAAGAAUAAUUCGUUGGUUGUGUUAGCUCCCGGAGUACCUGGAUUAUCUGAGAUUAGCUAACCGGCUAAAAAGCUAACAACAAAAACAGACACCAUCUGAUUUAAGACAGCAUAAUGGCUGAAUCCAGUGACAUGAUUGAAGUCACGGUCAAGACUCUGGACUCUCAGAGCAGGACCUACAGAGUGAGAGGACAGCUGACAGUGAGACAGUUCAAGGAGCACAUCACCACAUCAGUGGAGAUCCCGGUCAGUAAGCAGAGGCUGAUCUAUCAGGGCCGCGUGCUGCAGGAUGAGCGCACUCUGGCUGACUACAAUGUGGACGGUAAAGUGAUCCACCUGGUUGAGCGUGCCCCUCCACAAACCUCCACACUGCCGGGCCCAGGGGGAGCUGGAGUGUCCCCAGGUGAAGGAGCAGAGGCUGGGUCAAGCAGCAAUAGUCAUCCUCCCUCCUCUUCACAAGGCUCCCCACACGAUCGAAACGGGAACAGCUACGUCAUGCUGGGGACAUUCAAUGUUCCUGUUAACAUCAUGGAUCCCCAGCAAAUACAGAUGUCUGUUCAGCAGAUGAUGGCUGGAGUUGGAGAAGCAGGGAGGAGCACCAGGGUCAGCACUGGCACUGCGAGCUCCGGGUCAGUGGACGUCCAGAUGGGUGUGGAGCCAGCACAGAGUGAAGCCCGCAUGAGGCUACAUUUGGCUGAGAACCUGCUCCGAGAUGCACGUGCUCUCAUCUACAGGCUGGAGGGAGUUUCUGUGGGCAGUGGCUCACACUCUGAGUCAGAGGUGUCCCAGUCUUCAUCCUCUCCUCUGCCUUCCACCUCUGCAGAGAGCGAGGCCUCACAGUCCACAGAGCCUGGCCCCUCUGCUGGAGCCUCCUCCACAGCCACACAAACCCCAGGAGCACCCAGCACGGGGACUAAUCCUCCCAGCCCUGCGGAAUUCAUGGAGGUGCUCUCUGAAGUGAGGAGGGUGGAGGAAAGGCUGCGCCCCUUUAUAGAGAGGACCCACUCCAUCCUUGGGGCCGCUACCUCUGCAGACUACAACAACAACACAGAGGAGCGUGAAGAGGACCAGCGUGUUCUGAAUCUGGUGGGCGAUGCUCUGCGUGUGCUGGGGAACAGUCUGGUGGUGCUGGGAGAUCUGCGCUGUAACCUGUGCAGCCCUCCCCCUCGGCUCCUGCACGUUCUCCGGCCCAUGGCUCACCUUGCCCAGGCCCAUCCUGUGCUGCUGCAGGCCGGACUGCCACACAUGCCUAUUCCUAUUAACCUCGGCACAACAGUCACUAUGACGUCAAAUGGGAGAGCAGCAGAGACACGUCAGCCCCCGCACACCUCCAGCCAAUCAGAGGAACCAGCCCCAGGACAAGCCCCGCCCUCCACCUCAAAUGGGUCCAAUCAGCAACAAGGACAGGGGGGCCCACGGGUGAUCCGCAUCACUCACCAGACCAUGGAGCCCGUGGUCAUGAUGCAGAUGAACAUUGAUGGGGAUCCUCCUGGACAGGCCUCUGGUCAGGAGAAUGCAGCAGACUCUGGACAACCAGGGGUCCCUCUGGCUCCGUUCCCGGGCCUCCCACCUGAGUUCAUGCAGGCCAUAGUGCACCAGAUCUCCCACCAGGCGGCGGCCAUGGCCUCUGCUGCAGGUCAGCCCACAGCUGCAGCCCACAGCCCUCCUCCUGCCCAGGCCCGAGUGCUCAUCACCCGGCCAGCCUUCCCCCCUCGAGGCCCUCCUCCACCAGGGUCCAGAGGGACCACCAUCAACCUCAGGGCCACAGUCCCACCUGCAGGACAGCCAGGACAGGGUCCUCCAGUGCCUCCUGCAGCUCUCACUCAGAUGAUCAGUGGUCUGGUGGGACAACUGCUCAUGCCUGAACCUACAGAUGACCCUGUUCACCCUGAGCCGACCCCUCAGCCCCCUACACAGACCUCCUCUCAGAACAGUGCAUCUGUGGGACAGCCAGCAGGUGGCAGUGCUGACGGCAGCCUUGCCCAACUCCUGGGCUCCCUGCUGGGGGGAGGAGGGACUCAGGGGGGGCCCGCUGCUGGAGCUACUCCAUCCAUAACUGUGACGCUGCCCGGAGCGCCGCUGCUCUUCCACUCAGAGGCCACGCCUCCUGUCAGCAGCCCUGCUCCCCCAGCUCCCCCUCCUCCCCCUGCAGGCCCUCCGGUGAUGGGCACAAGAGCGGAGGAAGAGUCCCUGAGCCCAGAGUUGUUCUCUGGAAUCGUACAAGGAGUGCUGUCCACCAUGAUGAGCUCUCUGGCCCCACAGCAGGGCACCACUGGGGAAAGCAUCGCCCACUUCAUCCAAAGACUGUCCCAGACCAGUAACCUCUUCAGCCUGGGCUCUGGAGAGGCAGGGGGGUUCUUUGGUGACCUCCUCUCCCUCCUCUGUCAGAGCUUCUCAAUGGUGGACAUGGUGUUGCUUCUCCAUGGUAACGCCCAGCCCCUAAGCCGCAUACAGCCCCAGCUCACACGCUUCUUCAGUCAGCAGUACCUCCAGGGACGAGAGCCCACCCCCCGCAACAUCCAGUCUGCCUCAGAGGAGCUGAUAAAUAGCUUGGAGCCACACAUCGCAGAGAGCUUUGCCACAGUGACAGUGCGAGAUGGAGUGGACAUCGUUCAGACUAAUCUGUCCUUUUUCAGACAGCAGCUGGCUCAGAUGGCCACACAUAUCCUCCACUGUAACGACCCCUCCUUCGGGCCCCGCCUGUUGCUGCUGUGCACCCAGGCUCUGUUUGAGUGUCUGGCCCUCAACCUGUUCUGUCUGAGAGGAGAGCAGAGUGCACUCACAGCUGUCAUCAACCACCGAAUCAGGAGGAUGUCUGCCGAGGUGAACCCCAGCCUGGUGAACUGGCUGACGGGGAUGAUGUCUGCCAGGCUGCACCUCAUCCUGGAGCAUAACCCGGUGACUCAGGACCACAUCCAGAACUAUGUGGUCUACACACAGGCACAGAGGGCAGAGGCAGAGGGGGAUCAGCCACGAGACGCUCACAAUCAAGAGGAGGAGCGUCUGUCUCCAGCCGCUGCCACCACAGCAGAAGAAGCUAUGGCUGCUUCAGGAGACAGGGCUGAGAGGGGCCCUCCAGCUGUGUCCUCAGGGGAUAUUAGGCCCCACAACCCCCCCACGGGCCCUGUACCUGCCUCUGCUCCACCCCUCACAGGACGAGAGGAUGGGCCUACAGAGGCAGAGCCAUGGGCAGCAGCUGUGCCAGCGGAGUGGGUCCCCAUCAUCAGACACGAUAUGCUGUCCCAGAGGAAGAUGAAGGCCCAGCCCCCAUUGUCUGACGCCUAUCUGCACGGGAUGCCUGCCAAGAGGAGGAAGACCUCUCAGGGGGAAGGCCCCGCACUUUCUCUGUCAGAUGCUGUGAGUCGAGCUGCUCGCACCGCAGGGGUCCUACCACUGACCACCGCCUCAAGCCUACAGGGGGAGCUAGAGACGCCUGAGCUCCAGGAGGCAUACACCAGACAGGUGAGGAGGGACAUCCAGGAACGAGUGAGAGAGGACCCAGACUACAGUGCACACAGAUUCCCUCAAAUCCAUCGGGCCUUCUCCCAAGAGGACUCAUGAGUCCUGGAGACACCUGUCAGUACCACCUUUCUGCACCUAUCUGGCACCUGUCUGCACCACCUGUAGCACCGAUCAGACUGUAGAAAACUCCCUUUUAUCGUGGACAGACAAAGCAGCACAGCAGUGGUCCCAACUCUGGAUGUCUGCAAGUUAAUAACCUUAAUAACCCUUUACUACCCCCUUGGUGUUCACACAUCCACCUUUUUCACUUUCAGAUGAAAUUAAACUAGACUUUAUGUAGAGAGAUCAGAUAUGCCAAAUACUAUGAAGCAUUUUUUUGGUUUGUCCUUUUACUUUAGAGUUUAAUUUUCACACUAUAUUUGAAUAUGUGCAGGCCACGUCUCCAGCUCAAACAUCAUUGUGUUUAUAAACAACAACACAAAUGUAUUACUGCUCCAGCCGACUAAUUCCUAUGUUGACAAUUGGCUUUGAUGAGUCUGUCAUAGUAUAAUUUUAUACAUAUUUUAUAGUACAUCGCUGCGCCUGUGCUUGCAGCUUGUAGCAACCAAUCAUGUUUCUUAUGAGCAAGAUAAAUUAUUUUUGAUGAAAAAAUGUAAAGGGUGUGAUGCAGGAUAGUAUAGAAAUAUUAUAAAAAAGUAUUACAAUAUUUUGAGUAAUAGUUUUUCUUUGAUUAUGAAGCAAAAACAUUAUCCCUGCGCUCCAGUAUUUUAACUUCAUAUAAUGCAGCUUUUGUUGAAACGUAAAUUUUAAGGACCUGAUUAUAUUGUUUUGAAUGUGUAUAUAUUAACAGUGUGUUUUGUACAUACUUAGUUGUAAAAUGAAUACUUCUGAAGUAGCUGCUGUGAUAUGAGACCUGUCAAUCAUCAUUCGACAUUUUCUGUUUACAAAGAUCAUUUUUGGCUGUUUGAAAAUGAAAAUUAUUUUUGUAGUUUGGAGAAGCAGAUGGGAAGAAAAAUGUAUCAAGAAUAACUUUAAAUUAGGCAAAAACAAUCUGACCACAAUUUAUAAUUUUCAAGUGGUUUUAUUGAUCACUUUGUGACGAGUCAGUUGUGAUUUUGGUUAGAUUUUAAUUAAAGAGGGGGUAUUAUGCAAAAUCCACUUUUGGAGCCUUCUACCUUGUUAUAACGUUCUCUCAUCAAAAAAAUGCCUGGAGGUUUUAGAUGAUCAUUGCAUGCUUGAGUACUUUAGCGAUCCUCCUCUUGUUUAGCUGUAUGAUCCUUUACAAGACUCAGCCCACAAGCCUACGUCACCCAUGCUCCUGCAUGUCUAUUUUUCAGAUAUACAAAAGCAUGACACAAAACUACACUACAACUUCAUAAAAGUUCAUGGGCAGUAGUUUCAUUAGCAGAAUGCAAGCUGAUUGUGAUGUGAUAGAGCUCUGAAGAGGGGGGACCCAUAAAAAGGGGGGACUCAUAACAUCAAAACAAAACUAACAUUGUUUUUGGAUAAUAUAGCAUUUUAAAAAUGAUAAAAGGUAACAUUGAUUUAAAUAUGUUAUGUGUUAGCAAUUAAUAGAAGUGUAAUAACCCCUCUUUAAUGUUAGCCGCUAUAUCAAUGUUAAUCUAUUUUCCUGUCUACUUCUCUACCUAACAUUUGUUACUGUAGUCAAAGUAUACCUCAUAGUUUUUACAAUAUACUGUACAUUUCAAUGCAUUUACCAUGUUCAAAUCCUACUGUAUUGAAAUAAACAGAAAUGACCUC
Molecule: messenger RNA, 5362 nt
Organism: Periophthalmus magnuspinnatus
Lineage: Eukaryota; Metazoa; Chordata; Actinopteri; Gobiiformes; Gobiidae
Gene: bag6l
Product: BCL2 associated athanogene 6, like
Exons: 25
Coding region: 254-3700 (1148 amino acids)
Cellular component (GO): BAT3 complex
Molecular function (GO): polyubiquitin modification-dependent protein binding; misfolded protein binding
Source: RefSeq, a predicted model, not a curated record